AUUUUCCCCCAGGAGGGGGAAGGUGGCGCCCGGCAGAGCGGAAGGGGGCGGUGCCUCCGCAUCCUCCUGCCGAGCGCCCUCGCUGCCGCCGCUGGCUGCUGAGCGAGGCGGAGGCUGUUUGAGGUAAGCAAGUGAGAACCAAACUGUCACAGGCCUUUAAUCACUGGCUGAAUGUUCCAGAAGAUAAAAUACAGGUGUUUGAGUGGCCCAGAGUUAGGUAUUCCCGGGAUGACUGCCAUGGUGCCGCCUGAUGCAGUGGGUCGGAGAGUCCUGUGUGGCACAUAUUAUGCGACCGUACGCUAUGUUGGCAGCGUUCCUCCUACAGCAGGAAUUUGGCUUGGUGUGGAAUGGGAUGAUCCUCAGAGAGGAAAGCAUGAUGGUACCUAUGAAGGAACACAAUAUUUUAAGUGCAGGCAUCCAAAAGGAGGAUCUUUUAUUCGGCCAAACAAGGCAAAUUUUGGAGUAGAUUUUCUUACUGCAGUAAGAGAUCGGUAUGGAUUCAAUAAUGAGCAAGAAGAUGUUCAACACGGGACAGAGGAUGUAACGGUAUCUGGAAAGACUGUGGAAUUUGUUGGCAUGGAUUCUCUUGCAAAACGACAAAGCAGACUGAACCAACUGGUAGAUAUCUCAGUGCGUGAGCGUGCAGUGAGCCAUGCUGGUCUGAAAGAGGAAAUCAGUGGAACAUGUGCUAAUAUCAGAUAUAUAAAUCUAUCAAAAAAUCUAAUCUCAUCUUGGGAGACAGUAACGGCUAUUGCUUCUCAAGUUCAGAAUCUGGAAACGCUUGAUAUCAGUGAAAACAAAAUGAGAUUUCCAUCUACGUCAACUUCUGUAUCCGGUGUAUUUUCAAAAUUGAGGAUUCUGGCACUUAAUAAAACUGAGAUAACGUGGACAGAGGUUCUUCUUUUUGCUCCUGCAUGGCCAGUGCUUGAAGAAUUGCACGUCGCUUCUAAUAAUAUCACAGUUUUGGAAAGGCCUGAUAAUGUCCUGCAGACCCUGAAAUUGUUAGACCUUUCAGGCAACCAGUUACUGGAUGGAAAUCAGCUGCAUCUAAUAGCACAUCUCCCCAGAUUAGAACAGCUAAUACUUAGCAACACUGGAAUAUCUUCUAUACACUUGCCUGAUGUUGGAUCUGGAUGCAAGACUAAAAUGUUUCCUUCACUAAAACACCUUGCAAUAGAUAACAAUAAAAUAUCACAGUGGUCAUCUAUCAAUGAGCUUGACAAACUGCCAAGUUUGCGGUCACUACAAUGUAAAAAUAACCCUGUAAUGGACACAGAGAGGAACCCAGAGACCCUGAGACAGCUAAUUAUUGCCAAGAUAAGUCAAUUGGAGGUUUUGAACAAGUGUGAGAUUCUUCCUGCUGAAAGGAGAGGAGCAGAGCUUGAUUAUCGCAAAAUUUUUGGAAAUGACUGGCUAGCAGCUGGUGGACAUUGGGACCCACAGAAAAACAAGCCAAGUGAAGAAUUUCUUGCUGCCCAUCCCAGAUACCCAUCACUUUGUCUUGAAUAUGGUGCACCUGAAGAAGGAGAACUGAAGGGACAACAGCCUUCGACUCUGAAAAGUCAACUUCUGAGUUUGACCAUUAAAUGUCCUGAGAAACCUGAACAGAAGCCAGUAGAGAAAAAGCUACCAGAGUCUAUGACUGUUCAGAGGGUCAAAGGAUUGCUGUAUCGCCUACUUAAAAUUCCUGGCUCAGAACUGAAACUGUCCUACGAAAGUUCUAAACUGGCAGGAAAAGAAGUUGAGCUAGACAAUGACUUAAAGCCUUUGCAGUUUUACUCAAUAGAAGAUGGAGACUGCAUGUUAGUACGGUGGUGAGAAGCAACUCUCUUGAUAGACGGACAGAAAAGCCAACACUGGAACUGCAGAACAGUGACAGACUGCCCGCAGACAAUAUGGACAGCCUGAGCACACGUAUGGGAGAACAUGGAUUUCAUACAUGGCACAGGGAGCUUCACAGUAAUCUUCUAGCUCCUAAACUUACUCGUCAGUCUCCCUGAAAGCCUUUGCUUUUGGCUGAAUGGUCAUACUUGAGAGAUACUAAAUAGUGCUUAAAUGCUUCAAUGAAAUAAAACUCAAGGGAACCCUUUUGCCAACAUUUUAUACUGCUUUCCCACUGCAGUGGUGAGAAUUCGUUUUACUGAACUGAGUACAUGAUUUAGCUGGGAUCUCUUUGCUCAUAAAAGGACAAAAUUAGUGCCUCACUCUAAGAAGCUACUUGCUCUUUUUGUUUUCACCUACUUCCAAAGACAUUAAAGCAAACCAAAGUAAAACAG
This is a messenger RNA of Cuculus canorus (common cuckoo), 2276 nucleotides long. RefSeq names its product tubulin folding cofactor E (gene TBCE). Gene Ontology annotation, molecular function: protein binding. NCBI's taxonomy places the organism in Eukaryota, Metazoa, Chordata, Aves, Cuculiformes, Cuculidae. Bases 172 to 1818 code for a protein of 548 amino acids. The transcript has 18 exons. The record is from RefSeq and is a predicted model, not a curated record.